GCUAAGAUGCAUUCAUCUCUUUUUUCCUGGUGAAGAUAAAAAAGAUGAUAUUGAUAACACAAGAAGAAUGCAGAAGUAGUAGUAGCAGUGUGUUUGGUUUCUCUCUCUUCUAAUUUUUCUCUCUUUCUAGGGUUUUCUAGUGUCUCUUGUGUUUUCACAAAUUUGGUUACAUUUGGGGACUCACCCAGAAAAAGAAGGUUCAGCAGGUGCCAAGAGAAGGAGAUUAAUAGUUUAGAAAAUAAUAAAGAAAUUAAUAAAUAGGAAAAGGGAAAUUUUUUGAGUGAGAGUGAGGAAUUGAAUAAACUAGCUUAGGUUGGGAAUUGAAAAUGGGGAGGGGAAGAGUGGAACUGAAAAGGAUAGAGAACAAGAUAAACAGGCAGGUUACUUUUGCUAAGAGGAGGAAUGGGCUUCUCAAGAAAGCCUAUGAGCUUUCUGUUCUCUGUGAUGCUGAGGUUGCUCUUAUCAUCUUCUCUAACCGUGGCAAGCUUUAUGAGUUUUGUAGCAGCUCUAGCAGCAUGCUCAAAACGCUUGAUAGGUACCAAAAGUGCAGCUAUGGUGCAGUAGAAGUCAACAAACCUGCCAAAGAGCUUGAGCAGAGCAGCUACCGUGAGUACUUGAAGCUGAAAGCAAGAUUUGAAUCUCUUCAAAGGACCCAGAGAAACCUUCUAGGUGAAGACUUGGGCCCCUUAAAUAGCAAAGAACUCGAGCAGCUUGAGCGGCAACUAGAUGCAUCUCUGAAGCAAGUGAGGUCCACAAAGACCCAAUUCAUGCUGGACCAGUUAGCUGAUCUUCAAAAUAAGGAGCACAUGUUAAUAGAAGCAAACAGAGCUUUGAACCUGAAGUUGGAAGAAAUCAACUCAAGCAACCAUUAUAGGCAAACAUGGGAAGCUGGUGAUCAAAGCAUGGCAUAUGGUAACCAGAAUGCUCCUUCUCAAAGCUUCUUCCAACCUUUGGAGUGCAAUCCCACAUUACAGAUAGGUACUGAUUACAGGUACAGUCCUGUAGCUUCAGAUCAGCUAAAUGCCACAACUCAACCUCAACAAGUGAAUGGUUUCAUUCCUGGAUGGAUGCUUUGAACUUAGCUCAGUGUUUGGCUUGCUACAUAAAUGCAAACAUCUAAGGCCAAAAACAGAUGUAUCUUUUUGACAAUGUGUAAAUGCUGCAUGUGCUUCUGUUAUUUGUUUUGGGACAAAAACAGCAGUGGCUGACUCUUAGAACUAUGGAUACCUUUAGCCAUAGACAUUUGGCAUAUAAGAAGUUAAUUUGUAGUACUUUGAAUAUCUUUGGAGGAGAACUUGUGAACGACCAGUCAGUUUCAUUUUUCUUCUUGAUUA
Messenger RNA from Lotus japonicus, 1334 nucleotides. RefSeq names its product agamous-like MADS-box protein MADS2. The record is from RefSeq and is a predicted model, not a curated record. Gene Ontology annotation, biological process: positive regulation of transcription by RNA polymerase II. Gene Ontology annotation, molecular function: DNA-binding transcription factor activity, RNA polymerase II-specific; protein dimerization activity; RNA polymerase II cis-regulatory region sequence-specific DNA binding. The coding region runs from base 327 to 1076 and encodes 249 amino acids. Gene Ontology annotation, cellular component: nucleus. NCBI's taxonomy places the organism in Eukaryota, Viridiplantae, Streptophyta, Magnoliopsida, Fabales, Fabaceae. The transcript has 8 exons.